UAUAUGUCUGUUCAGAACUUUGAGGCUGAAUAAACUGGUUCAUAUCACCAAUAUCUGAAGCAAUUUGCAUAACUAUUUACUGAUCUCAAGCGCUAAAAGUACUCUCCAGUUUCCAUUUACACCUCCGCUAUUGCAUCGUUUCGUCCUGCUCUUCUCAAGGAGUUAACGAUUGAUCUGUUGGUUUUCGGUGAUCGUGUGGUAGUCCGCUUGUUUUCCGCCAGAGAAUUCAUUUUCUCGAUGCUCGAGUGAUGCCGAUAAAAGGAGGAACAGAGAGGAUGCUUCAGUAGGAACUGCUCCUUGCGUUUUCAUCCUCCUCUUCUGUCUCUGCAUCAUAUCCUUUUAGUUUGAGAGAUGAUUGAAGAGUGAAUGGAUGCCGUGUGGAAAAGUGACACAACGAAGAUGAAGGUUCUAGCCAGCUACCCCUCUGCUGAUUUGCGUCCUUUAGCUCUGGUUUGCUCUGCCUCUGCUCAGGCCUGCAACUGGUUUGGUGGAUCUCCAUCAACGUCUUUGCAUUGUAACAUGGCAACCAUACUAGAAUCUUUUGUUGGAUCAUGUGUUACGAAGUUGCAAGAGAUAGUUACAGAGAAGGCCAUACUAAUUUUAGGUGUAAAAGAUGUUCUCAAAGAACUGCAAGGAAGGAUGGAGAGAAUACAUCAAUUUCUUAAUGACGCAGAGCAAUGGAGCUCAAAAGAAUCAGAUCAUAAUAAUUGUCUUGGUCAGCUCAGAGAGGCUAUGUACGACAGUGAUGAUAUUAUCGACUUGGCUAGAUCUAAAGGAAGCGAGCUAUUACCAGAUCAUUCUCUGUCAUUAUCAAGCAAAUCGAAUACAUGCAGUGGCCUUUCACCCUUCUCUUGCUUUUCUAAUAUCCAGACGCGUCAUCAGGUUGCUGUCAGGAUUACAAGCCUAAACAAAAGAAUAGACAAUAUUUUAAAGGAUAAAGUAAUUUCUUCUGUCCCAAAUAUACAACCUACUAGAAAAGGUUUAGACCUGAAACUGAGAAAAACUUCCAACCUUGCUGAACCCUACCUUGUGGGUAAGGAGGUCAUACAUGCUACAAGAAAACUAGUGGAUUUGCUAAUUGAACAUAAGGACAAGAGGUCUUACAAGCUUGCAAUAGUUGGAACAGGAGGAGUUGCUAAGACAACACUAGCACAGAAAAUAUACAAUGACCGAAAAAUAAAAGGAUGCUUCAACAAACAAGCAUGGGUUUGUGUCUCAAAAGAUUACUCUAAAAUUACUAUUCUAAAGGAGAUUCUUCAAAUAAUUGAAGUACAAUACAUGCAUGAUGAGUCAAUUGAUGAGCUCCUUACAGGAAAUUUUAGGAUGUGAUUAAAAUGAAUAAUUAAAUAAUGAUUUUCUCAUCAUUUUAAAAUUUUCCCAACAUUUAUUUCUCUUUACAGGAAAUUUAGUAUAGGAAAAAAAUA
This is a messenger RNA of Setaria italica (foxtail millet), 1424 nucleotides long. RefSeq names its product putative disease resistance protein At1g59780. Gene Ontology annotation, molecular function: ADP binding. Lineage: Eukaryota; Viridiplantae; Streptophyta; Magnoliopsida; Poales; Poaceae. The transcript has 4 exons. The record is from RefSeq and is a predicted model, not a curated record. The coding region runs from base 367 to 1329 and encodes 320 amino acids.